UCGACCGCCCCAAGAUGGCGGCCGGAAUUCCUGCGCCGCGAUAGUCAAUGCGGGGCCUACUCUUAUCGAAAAGUUGUAUGCCAAACCGCCAAUAAACUGAACAAGAAGAAGGAGGAGGAGGAGGAAAGCUCACGUUUUGGGAAAAGGCAUAAGAUGAAUGGCAAUGGGCCUCCAGCUGCCAAGAAGCAGCGAGAGGAACAAAAAUUGACAUAUGGAAAGAGAGCCGUGCUACGUGACACCCACCCUGUGGCACGCAGGCUGCUCAGGAUCAUGGAGAAGAAGGAGACAAACCUCUGCUUCUCUGCUGAUGUGAGGAAAAGCAAGGAGCUUCUCCGGCUGGCUGAGUUACUCGGUCCAAAGAUAUGCAUUUUGAAGACUCAUUGUGAAAUCCUGGAGGAUUUCACAGAAGAGUUCAGCCAGAAACUCAAAGAGGUGGCAGAGAAACACAACUUUCUUAUAUUUGAAGAUCGCAAGUUUGCUGAUAUUGGAAAUACAGUCAAGUAUCAGUAUGAGGGCGGGUUUUUCCGGAUCUCGUCUUGGUCACACAUUGUCAACGCCCAUGCUGUGUCAGGGCCCGGGGUCCUGAAGGGCCUGAGUGCUGUGGCGAAGCGUCGGAAGCACGGCUGUUUGGUCAUUGCACAGAUGAGCUCCAAAGGGUCUCUGGCUACUGGUGAAUACACAGAAGCUGCGGUGAAGAUGGCAGAGGACCACUCACGCUUUGUGUUUGGGUUCAUCUGUACGUCUAAGAUAACUGAAAAACCAGAAUUUAUCCACCUGACCCCUGGUGUGCAGAUACAGGCUGGAGUUGGUGGCAGUAAUGCAUACAGAGAAGUCAAAGGAAGAACUCGGAGGUCUCCGCGCCUCAUGGCGCGUACAGGAGAUGCGUUUGGCCAACAGUACACAACCCCAGAAGAGGUGAUCAACAAAGGAUCAGACGUCAUCAUUGUGGGGCGAGGCAUUUUGGAGGCAACCGAUAAGCUCGAAGCUGCUGAGUCAUACAGAAAGUCUGGUUGGGAAGCUUAUGAACGGAAAGUGGGUCUGAAGGGACAAUCCAGCCAGUAGAUGUUAGUAACUGGAGGUGGUGUCAGUUUACAUGCCCAACUGUCCAAUCAAAACCCUUCCUGGUGUUAUAGAUAUAAUUUCUUCUUGGAAAAAUCUGACAUGAAUAAUUUUUUAUUAAUUAUAAUAAUUAAUUAAUACAUUUUUUUUGUGAUGCAAGACAGUCACGUUAUAAAGUCAUCCCUCAACUUUGCGUUUUGUCAAAGCAGGAAUUCAAAAGUGCGGAGAGGUCAAAGAUCCGCCAUUUUGUGGCCAAUGUGGAUUUCCAGUUUUCUUUUAGACUAACCUGUGCAGGCUGUGAUGGCAGUAGACAUCUUGAAACCACCUGGAAACAAACAACAUAAAUGGCUUACUCCAUCAAAGGAGUUUUUAGUAUUGUUUUUAUAUUUAUGUAUUUCAGUAUUUGCUGUUGGAACCCUGCCAUCUCUCUGCUUCAAGUAAGGCCUGUUUUAGCUGCUGGAUUUAACUGUCUCACCUCAGAUUUUUAAGUAGAGCCUCUGCUAGCCGCUGGAUUUACCUGCCUUUAUCUGUGCCUCGAGUUAGCCUCUGCCAGCUGCUGGGUUUCCUGCCAUCUUCAUCCUCCUGCUCCAGCUUGGUUACAGACUCUGGUUCACUUAAUUACUACCCAUCCUUCUUUCAAUAAAUUUUCUAAGCUAAGCUUCAUGUGUGGCAUGUGUUCGGGUUCAUAUAACAAAUUGUGACGUUGACUAGCAAUGUAAUUGUAAUGACAUGCUUUUGUUUUUUUGUUGGUCCUUGCACCCACUCAUGAAACCUUGAGUUUAAUUGUGUUUUCCCUUGAUUGUAUUUUCCAUCUAAAGGUGUUUUAUGACAGUUUUGUGGCAUGAAAUUGUUUCUUAUGUUGAAUAAAGACAAUUUGGUUUA
Molecule: messenger RNA, 1941 nt
Organism: Fundulus heteroclitus (mummichog)
Lineage: Eukaryota; Metazoa; Chordata; Actinopteri; Cyprinodontiformes; Fundulidae
Product: uridine 5'-monophosphate synthase-like
Exons: 8
Coding region: 154-1062 (302 amino acids)
Biological process (GO): 'de novo' pyrimidine nucleobase biosynthetic process; 'de novo' UMP biosynthetic process
Cellular component (GO): cytosol
Molecular function (GO): orotidine-5'-phosphate decarboxylase activity
Source: RefSeq, a predicted model, not a curated record